Colletotrichum costaricense is the source of this 498-nucleotide messenger RNA. RefSeq lists its product as uncharacterized. The record is from RefSeq and is a predicted model, not a curated record. The transcript is spliced from 2 exons. Lineage: Eukaryota; Fungi; Ascomycota; Sordariomycetes; Glomerellales; Glomerellaceae. Bases 1 to 498 code for a protein of 165 amino acids.
AUGAAGUUCCUCGCAGCAUUGAGUCUUGCCACCGCCGUCACGGCCCUGGCUGUCCCUCCCGUCGAGCAUUUCUCCACUUCCGAAGGAGAUGCUAAAGGCUCACUUCAGCUCAUCGGCUCCGAGAUCAAGUCUUCCGAUGCAACCAAUGUCGUUAGAUCCAACGACGAAGUCGCUUCCUCCCUGGCCCUCGAGAAGCGCAUUGACGGCAUACCCAUUCCUCAUGGAGUUGCUUCUCCCAAGUCACUUCUGCUCAUGGGCGUCACUGUUUCCUUCCACAUGGUUGGUGGAUGGGUUCGCCAGGGCAGUCGCAACGUGUGGACCUACACUUGCAAGGGCAUCGUCUUGACCAACAACAAUGACAGGAAGGCGGUUAGCAUCUUUGCCGCUGGCAUCAAGUACCUGACCAAUUACAUCAUGUCUGAAGGCAGGGUCUGGACUGUGAAUGCUCCGGAGGGAGGGUUUGCGGACACGGUGAGCAUCAAUAUCGGAAAGGCUUAA